Molecule: messenger RNA, 1371 nt
Organism: Chlamydomonas reinhardtii
Lineage: Eukaryota; Viridiplantae; Chlorophyta; Chlorophyceae; Chlamydomonadales; Chlamydomonadaceae
Exons: 5
Coding region: 99-722 (207 amino acids)
Source: RefSeq, a predicted model, not a curated record
CAAUAUAUAAGCUUCAUCCGUCGUCUGCUCCUAUUCAGACCAAAAGGGUCCCGAUCCCCUGUGCAUUUUGCUAGCGUCCAGCUCAGGUUCUUGCAACAAUGGCUGCAACCCAGCCCAGUUCAACCGUGCCCAUACCAGGCUCCGUUAACAAGAGCAUCGCCUUCCGAGUCGGUCGGAACGCAGCUGCCCUCAACCAGCCCUGCUUCGGUCAGUCGCGGCGAAUGAAUCGUGUCGUCAAGGCUCGCGCUGUCAAGGCCGUCGGCCUGCGGCAGCAGCGGAAAGCUGUCUCGCCGCAGUCGCCACCCUCUCCUAACCAGGAAAGCGCCAUGAACGCGCGGACGGGCAAGGUGGCCUUCGGCCCGUGGCUGGGCCCUUUCGAGACGCACCCCAGCCAGGAUGUGGCUGGGGUAGAAAGUCCGAUCUUCAGUGACCGCAAGGGCAACACGUACGCCUCGUUGGGCGGUUCGCGCGCGCCUCCGGUGCAGACCGCCGCGACCGCUGCGGCGCUCGGCGCCAAGGGCACGGCCGCGUCCAACGCCGCCACCAAGGAGCUGUACGCCAUGAUGAACAAGAUGGUGCAGCGGCACGCGGCAAACGCGCCCCCCGUAUCGGGGCGGGCGGCGCACUGGCAGUCGGGGCGCAGCGGCAAGAUCAUGGGCAAGCACGGUGGCGGCGGCCGCUGCGGCGCGCCGCGCACCAUUAACCAGCCACGCCGCAGUUAAUCGCAUGGCCGGUAUCUCGUAGCGGUGGGCGGCUGCCAUUAGGCCCCCGCUUCAAGGCCACUGCGGUGCCGCGGCAUAGAACGUCGGGGGAUGCGCGCUGCAGCGCGCUCCAAUGACUGUACCAUGAUGUUACAUAGCACCCAGUGUACACGAUGUAUUGAAGUUGUAAGAAGCACAUGCUCCAGCACAUGUGCAUGGCGUGGACAUAUCUCGUCGGUCCGAUGCAAGCGCUUAGCAGUAGGUACAUUUCCGUCUGCGCUGCAUGGUUACAAUACCGUCACUUUGUUUAGGCGGGCCAAGCUCCUUGUUUUUCCACUUGGCGCCUACGUGCCAUGUGAGACGGGCGGGCGGCCUGUGUUGUUGGGGUUACGUUGAGCAAAGUUGCAACGCUAAGCAACUGUAGUCGUGCGUCGUGGGUGCUGGUAAUGGAGCUGGUCGCAGGUUGCAGAGAUGAAACAAGCAGGUAGCCAGGGCACACGGAGGUGCUUUGGUAGAGAUGACGCAGUCAUUGACGCUGGAUCGGAUACAGCGAAUUAGGUGCAAAGGGUUUGACACGAGCCGGUGGUUAGAAGCGAGAGCGACUCGGCUUUCCCAGCCUGAUAGCGGCACGUGCCCUGAAUACGUUAGUGCCAUGUAACCGGCCGAAGAA